AUGGCUCAGCCUAUGGAGGGUGUUGAACCUGUUGGAUCAUUCCAACAAACGGAUUUUGAAGACUUUUCACCAUUGAUAACCGAACUUGUAAAAUACGCGGAUAAAAUUGGAGAAUCUUUCGAUAACGCCGAACUUAACAAAAGAAUUUGCAGUGUAUUAUUUAAACGUGUUAAUGAUGCUGCGGGCGAAGUGAAAAUCUUACGACAACUAAAAGAUGAUUAUAGUUUGUUUUUUAAAAAACGAGAAAAUUAUCCAAAUUUUUAUGGAUUCGUUAAAACGAUUGAAAAAAUUAAGACUUUUAUCAUGGAUGUUUCUCAGUUGCAGGGCGCUCAUAAAUUCUUUGAUAAAUAUCGAAGUUCCGAAUUUUCGAUGGAUAAAAUAUUUCGUAAUCAUAUUGAUGAUUUCGAAAAGUACGCAGAUGCACUUAACAAUGCGUCCGAUGGCCGUCUCAAUUUUGGAAAAUCGAAAGACGAUCAAAAAAUCAAAGAUGAAGAAGCCAUAAGCAAGGAUAUGCAGGAUAUAGAAAAUGUAAUAUAA
Messenger RNA from Ambispora leptoticha, 537 nucleotides. The record is from the annotation of a GenBank genome assembly. NCBI's taxonomy places the organism in Eukaryota, Fungi, Glomeromycota, Glomeromycetes, Archaeosporales, Ambisporaceae.